This is a messenger RNA of Parastagonospora nodorum SN15, 477 nucleotides long. RefSeq lists its product as hypothetical. The transcript has 2 exons. NCBI's taxonomy places the organism in Eukaryota, Fungi, Ascomycota, Dothideomycetes, Pleosporales, Phaeosphaeriaceae. The record is from RefSeq and is a predicted model, not a curated record. The coding region runs from base 1 to 477 and encodes 158 amino acids.
AUGAACCCACCUAUCUUCCUCCUCCUCUCCAUCCUACCUCUAUCCCUAGCCACCCAACCCUUCGUCCCCGUCCACGGCUGCGAAUGGGUCCACGAACUCACGCCGCUCACGAACUUCACCUACACCCACCCUCUCUCCCCCUCCCAAUCUAACACCACAACCCCGCCCUCAUAUAUACACUGGGCCGCCCCCGCAAUCUCAGUAUCCUGUUCCAACCCCAACCCCAGCUUCAUCGGCUUCCAAAACGCCAGCGCCGUAGCCUGCGUCUCGCCAGGCGAUGAAGGCCGCUUUCUCGUUUCCGCAGAUGGGAAGAACGCGACGGUGAUAUUUAGGGUGUAUGUGCAAUGCGCCGCGGAUAUAUUUGCGUUUCACUACGAGGCAGGGUUUGAGAUGGAGUGUGUACCCGCCGCCGCCACCGGCGACUUGGGGACGGUGAUGGCUGGAAAGUGUGAAGAAGAUACUGAGGGCGGGGUGUGA